CAACUGUUGCAUAACUAAUACAUAUAGGAUCGACUUCCACUGUGCCUGUAUUCGCUCUUGAAAAGGAUUCCUCCAGCCACAAGCAUUUCCCCCUUAGGCGUGCAGACAACUCCGCCCUGUGUCACUGCGAUCCUUUCAAUAACUGUUAGCUCACAUCAAAUCAUUUUCUCAACAUGAGAUUCAGUCAGUUAUCUUACGCCGCCGCUCUCGCCGGCAGCCAGCUCGUCGCUGCCGCUGAUGAGGUUCACGGUCAGGGCCUUGAAGGCACCGUCAUGGGCCCCGUCGCUUUCCUAUGGCCUGCCGACAGACCUUGGAGCGCUUCGGCCGAUAACUCGGGGCCUUGUGGAAGCGCCAGCGGCGUGACCAACCGAACCAUCUUCCCACUCUCCCAGGGAACUGUUUCUCUGUCGAUUGCAGAUGAAGCUUGGAAUGUCAACUUCUCUAUGGCAUACGACAACACACCGACCAUCCAGAGCCAGUUCAGCCAACAGGUUGUUAGUGAGGUCACAGAGAUUGAGCCUGGCCACCAAUGCUACAAGGUUGCCAACAUCCCCAGCAGCGUGACUGCGGGAAGCAACGCUACCAUCCAGCUCGCAUAUUGGUCCAACGUCGACAACGAGCUCGGUGGUGCCAACCAAACCUUCUAUGCCUGUGCCGAUAUUACUUUCGUCGAGACAAAGGACUUCAAUAUCGCAGCCCCUUGUUUCAACGUUACGGCGUCGGACUUCAACUCCGGCUCCUCGUCCUCAACUUCCAGCCCGGUACCGAAUGCCACGGGUGCCUCUGAGACUACUAGCAACCAGAGCUCAUCGAGCGAUGGCCUAUCCACCGGAGCAAAGGCCGGUGUUGCUGUCGGUGUCAUUGUAGCUUCUCUUGGUAUUGUUGGCGCCAUCGCCUUCAUCUUGCUCAGGAAGCGCAGGUCUGCCCCCCACGACAGUGAAGCCUCGGUCCCCGCCAAGAACCAGCCCGAGGUUGCCUCUGUCAACAGCCACCGAAACUAAGUUACUAAAUUGUUGUAAUUUCAAUGAGGUAGUCAAGGUCUCGGUAGUCUAGAAGGUGGUGGGAUUGUUGUGUGUGGGACUCUGAGGAGGACGAUGAUUAAGGAUAAAUGUGAACACGCCCUAUGUACUCCCUGAAUUAGCUAAUAUACCCUACUGCAUACA
This is a messenger RNA of Annulohypoxylon maeteangense, 1163 nucleotides long. RefSeq lists its product as uncharacterized. The coding region runs from base 174 to 1001 and encodes 275 amino acids. The record is from RefSeq and is a predicted model, not a curated record. The transcript is spliced from 4 exons. Lineage: Eukaryota; Fungi; Ascomycota; Sordariomycetes; Xylariales; Hypoxylaceae.